AUGCAAAAUCCAAAAGGAUUGAAGAAGGGCCUCCUGCAACAAUGGCAGGCAGCGAGCUCACCGAUGGAGAAGUUUGGCUUCUUGAAAGCCUUCUUGCUUGACCGCGAUUUAGAGAGCAUCGUUGUCGAAGCUUAUUAUGAGAACGAGAACAACGAGAUGUUCGAAGAAUUGCCGCUGUGCGAGAUCAGGCAGCGAUACUCAAAAAUUGCGGGGGGCGAACAAUUCGUCAAGGAGCUGGUGGAGAGUCAGAAGGGGAAAAAGCACCCACAAACAGAGAACCCGGAAUGGCGGAUCUACAAGGUAUUCAAGGCUGUGCAGCACAACAGCCCCUUGGUUCAUUUGAUGACCCCCAAUCUCAUGAACUGUAUAGACAACCCUUGCCCCUCAUAA
Molecule: messenger RNA, 390 nt
Organism: Symbiodinium natans
Lineage: Eukaryota; Dinophyceae; Suessiales; Symbiodiniaceae
Source: the annotation of a GenBank genome assembly